This is a messenger RNA of Brassica rapa (field mustard), 1244 nucleotides long. RefSeq lists its product as uncharacterized. The record is from RefSeq and is a predicted model, not a curated record. NCBI's taxonomy places the organism in Eukaryota, Viridiplantae, Streptophyta, Magnoliopsida, Brassicales, Brassicaceae.
CUAGUAUAUGUUGUAGUCACAUAUAUACUAAGUUAAUUAAGGAAGAUAGGUACUUUAGUGUUUUAAAAAUUGAUCAUCCCAACCUAAAAGAAUACACAUAUGAGAACUGGCAAGAUUAAGUAUGAUUAAUUACAUAACUUUCGAGUUUCGAUUGAUUAAAAGAAGAGAACGGCUCUAUAUAUAAUGUCACAAAUUGUUGAUAGAGACGAUAUGGUCCCUUUCAUCAUCAAGAAAGUAAAGUAGACAAAUAAAAUUGAGCUGUCUUGCAUCAAAAAAUAAAAUAUCUGUAUUGGGGCUUUACAAAACAUAUAUAGUUCUUUACGACACUACAUCAUUACGUAGUUAGAAUCUAAUCUAUUCAAUCAGAAAUAUACAUGUAGAAUAUAUUCGUUAACUUAUGUCAUUAUAUAACGGUUCAUAUGAAAAGUGUGACAAAUGUAGGAAUGUGAGAGAAAGGACCGUUGUUACAUUGUUUCAGUGGGCCGCUCUGUAAAAAAAGCAAAACUGCUAGACCGUUGUUCUCUUAACUAAAAUAAUAUUUAGUGACGAAAAGACUUUGCUGUAAAAUUCCUAAACUACCCCUCACUCCCUUCUUCCAACCUUUCGCCAGCUAAUGUUUUUCCCUUUCCGAAGAAAAAGGUCAAGAGGAUCUCAUUCCUUACUUACUCCCACUUUACAAUAAUACCCUCUCCUUUAACCUAUUCACCAGACUGCCACCCGUCUCCUCUUCUGUAUAAGAAUGCACUGUGACAUGAUGACUCUGUCGUGAAGAGACUAAGAGAGAGAGAGAGAGAGAGAGAGAGAGAGAGAGAGACAAAGGAUGGGAGUGAUUAAGAGGUGGACGUCUGUGAAGAAGAAGAAGCAGCAGAAAGAGGAGAUUGAAGCGACGGCGAAAGAAACACAUACAUGGAGGCGACUAAGGGGUAUGUUUUCAUCGUCGCCGUCGUUUAAGUGGAAAAGAGUAGAGAUACUGCAUACGGAGAUCGUGGACGGAGUGGUUUACAACGUGAUGUAUGUAGUCGAAGCUGUCGUUCUCGUUUCGACUCUCUGUUUCUUCUACCUCUGUUGUGGUUGCCACAUCUGAUCUCAUGUUUUUCAUAUUCUCUCAAUUCCAUUAUUCUUUUGUAUUCAUGCUCCUCGUCAUCCUUCUCUUAGUAUGUUGUUUAGCUUUAGUCUCAAUUUUACACAGUAUAAUGUAAUCUGAUGUUACUAUGUAGUUCUAUAGAAUAAAUUUGAAUUCAUUU